Messenger RNA from Symbiodinium sp. CCMP2456, 1152 nucleotides. NCBI's taxonomy places the organism in Eukaryota, Dinophyceae, Suessiales, Symbiodiniaceae. The record is from the annotation of a GenBank genome assembly.
GAUACCAAACGAUGGUGGCCGAAUGGAUGAUGCCGAUCUGCCUGACCUGGAGCGCUGCAACCAGAGCAACUACCUGAGGCAGCGGUAUCGGGCCUGCCGCGCCCCCCAGGUCACCGCACGACCAUCGGAGCCCAUCAACUUCACGUUUAGCCCUUGGGCGGCUCCCCCUUUCGGCCGCUUUUUCGUGGAGCCUCGCGAUCGGGAGGAGCGUCUGGCAGACCUGUGGCCGAGGCGUCAGCACCACCACCGCUUGGAGGUACAUUUCGAGGGAACUGACAGUCCGGGCGCCUGGGCGGCGGAAGAGCAUGGAUGCGCGCUGCUACAACGCAUGCAGAGGUCACGCCUCAACCUUCUAGGGAGGUCAGCGGACACCUUCUGCACCAUGGUGGAUCGCGCACUGGCCUCUGGGCAGUGCGACUAUUCGAUGCUUUGUGAUGCAUGGGGAACAGCGCUGGAGGAACACACCCACCUCUCCACACCCAAAGUUGCAAGACUACUGGCCUGCCAAGUAAAAGCACAAAAACUUCCCUGGCCGCCCUACCCGGAUGAUUGCCAGUGGCUAAAUUUCUCAGCCUGGCAACUGAGUGUUGAAGAGCUGAACCAGGAUACGCUGCGCAGAAGAGUUGCACUCCCCGGCUCGUCCUACGAGAGCGUGUUAAGCAUAAAGAUCCCGGACUUCUUUGAGAGCGUCGCGUCGUUGGAGGAUCUGAGGUCAGCCGGCUUAGCGGCAGCAGCGGCAUUGUGCCAAGAACAGCCAUGGGAUAGGGCAGCGUUUUCUUGGCAGAGAGUUGUCCCUGGUACGAUCACGCGCGGUCGCGAGGAAGGGGUUGUUGAAGGAUUAUCGAAGGCAAUGCGGUGGGUAAAGACUACUUGGAUGUCAUGGGCCAUCCGAACUGGGUCAGCGGAUUUGACAACUGCGAUCUACCAGUGCCUGUUGGAGGAACACCGCAAGUCUUUGUUUGGACACUGGCACGUCCUGGCGGACAUCGACGCGUCAUCGAUUGCUCUGGCCGGGGAUGCGUGGGAUGCUGUCACGAAGAUGUCAGGUCAGUUUGGCUUUGAUCCGCUCUCUUGGCUGAUGGCGGUUGGUAGCCUCUCCAAAAAAAUGCCACAGGCUCUUGUGACAGCCGCACUCGAGCAUGGAUCCAACAC